UCCUGCCUGCACAGACCCUCAGCUCAGCAUGCAUCCCCCUGGCUUCAGGUUGUUGCUGGUCUCCUCCCUUCUCUUCGUUGGGCUGUCAGCUGCCCCUCAAAGCUUCUCACCAUCUCUGAGAAGCUUGUCCGGCGCCCCCUGCAGGCUGUCCAGGGCCGAGUCUGAGCGUAGAUGUCGUGUACCUGGGCAACCCCCAGGGGGUGCCCUGUGCCAUGACCGUGGCCGGUGCGAAUGCGGGGUCUGCAUCUGUCAAGUGACUGAACCUGGCACCUAUUUCGGACCGCUGUGUGAGUGCCACGACUGGGUGUGCGAGACCUACGACGGGAAAACCUGCGCAGGCCAUGGUACCUGUGACUGCGGGAAGUGCAGGUGCGAUGUGGGCUGGUCUGGGGAAGCUUGCCAGUACCCAACCAAGUGUAACCUGACCAAAAAAACCAGCAACCAGAUGUGCAGGAACUCUCAAGAUGUCAUCUGCUCCAAUGCAGGUACAUGCCACUGUGGCAGGUGCAAGUGUGAUAAUCCAGAUGGAAAUGGACUUGUUUAUGGCCAAUUUUGUGAGUGUGACGAUAGAGAAUGCAUAGAUGACGAAACAGAAGAAAUCUGUGGAGGCCAUGGGAAGUGUUACUGUGGAAACUGUUACUGCGAGGCUGGUUGGCAUGGAGAUAAAUGCGAAUUCCAGUGUGACAUCACCCCCUGGGAAAGCAAACGAAGAUGCACAUCUCCAGAUGGCAAAAUCUGCAGCAACAGAGGAACAUGUGUUUGUGGUGAAUGUUCUUGUCACGACGUUGAUCCAACUGGGGAUUGGGGAGACAUUCACGGGGACACGUGUGAGUGUGACGAGAGAGACUGCAGAGCUGUUUAUGAUCGAUACUCUGAUGAUUUCUGUUCAGGUCAUGGGCAGUGUAACUGUGGACGAUGUGACUGUAGGACAGGCUGGUAUGGGAAGAAUUGUGAGCACCCAAAAUCCUGCCCAUUGUCAGCUGAGGAGAGCGCCAGGAGAUGCCAGAGCGGCUCUGACCUGCCUUGUUCUGGAAGGGGCAAAUGCGAGUGUGGCAGAUGCACUUGUUACCCUCCAGGGGACAGCAGGGUAUAUGGCAAGACCUGUGAGUGUGAUGACCGGCGCUGUGAAGACCUGGAGGGUGUGGUCUGCGGAGGCCAUGGCACAUGCUCCUGUGGUCGUUGUGUUUGUGAGAAAGGAUGGUUUGGCAAGCUCUGCCAACACCCACGGAAGUGUAACAUGACAGAAGAACAAAGCAAGAGUUUGUGUGAGUCAGCAGAUGGCAUGUUGUGCUCAGGGAAGGGUUCCUGCCAUUGUGGAAAGUGUAUUUGUUCUGCGGAAGAGUGGUAUGUUUCAGGGGAGUUUUGUGACUGUGACGACAGAGACUGCGACAAACACGACGGUCUCAUUUGCACAGGAAAUGGAAUCUGUAGCUGUGGAAACUGUGAAUGCUGGGAUGGAUGGAAUGGAAAUGCAUGUGAAAUCUGGCUUGGCACUGAAUAUCCUUAAUGAUUCUAUGGGAGACAACUGGAUUCUUAUUUCUAGGCCAUUUUAGAAAUUUAGAGGAAAACAUGUAUACAGCAGUAGGAAAAACUAUUGUGUAUUUUUCUAUUUCUAACUGCCUGAGUGAAAUAUGGGUCUUCAUUAGAAACGACUUUAGCAAACUGAUGUAAAUUAUACCAUGAAGAAUUGUUCUCCCAUAAUUAACAUCAGUGUUUCACAACUGAGGAGGACAAUUUUGCAACCCACAAGACAUUUGGCAAUGUCUACAGAUAAUUUUGUUAUCAUACUGGGUAUGGUAGGAGUCCUUGUGCUAUGAGCAUUUUAGAGGUAGUGACCAUAGACAAUGCUGAAAACU
This is a messenger RNA of Microtus oregoni (creeping vole), 1856 nucleotides long. It is a transcript of the gene Itgbl1, whose product is annotated as integrin subunit beta like 1. The transcript is spliced from 11 exons. The record is from RefSeq and is a predicted model, not a curated record. Gene Ontology annotation, biological process: integrin-mediated signaling pathway; cell adhesion mediated by integrin; cell migration. Gene Ontology annotation, cellular component: integrin complex; focal adhesion; cell surface. NCBI's taxonomy places the organism in Eukaryota, Metazoa, Chordata, Mammalia, Rodentia, Cricetidae. Bases 29 to 1507 code for a protein of 492 amino acids. Gene Ontology annotation, molecular function: integrin binding.